AUGGCCGCUGAAGGAUCAGACCUAAAUGUCUCGUCGCAAGAGCCUUCACAACAAUCUUCGACACCCUCGGCUAUGGCUGCUGGGCCACAGUUGAUAGGAGCAACGUAUCUGAUGACGCGAGAGAGAGCCAUGGCGCAUGCUGGCGACAUCGCCAAGAACCUAGGGCAUCGAGGCUUUGAUCAAGCAUCUCUUGUCUCACAAUUGAACGAAUGGCUAUCGCUGCCUGUGAUCAAAGUGCUCAGCGAGGACAUGAAGAACAGAGUCUCUAUUUGGUGCCAACAGCACAGCCGGGGAUGGCUUGAUGCAAUUCGGGACGCAGAUGAAGACAUCAUGGAAUAUAAAUAUUUUACCCUCGAAGAGCCGGCUACUACGAUCCCGACUAUUCAAAGUGCUACCGAAGAGAACAUUCGCCAAUGGAUGCAAGAGAUCCUGCACGAGCAGCGGGAAUCCACAGCCAAAAUAAUGGCCAAGAUUGAUGGUUUACAGCACCCAGACCAAACCUCUCCAGCUGGACCUCCUACCAAACGCCGGCGGACAAGCACGCGAAGCAUUUCAAAGAACGUGAAGAUUGACGAGGGGUUAUGCCAUCUCCUGGGAGAAGACAGCGAGCUCCUUCAGUGUUUCCGCGACUAUGCUGUCAGUGUUGACCCAAACUUUCCCGAUGCUGGAUCAAAGUCCAGCGGAAAGGCUUUCUGGUCAAAGGGCCAACUAGAGAACUUCCGAAAAGAAGCGCGGGAGUUGGGACUCGGUAUCCUCGAAUACAAGCUUCUCGACCGAACAGUCCAGGAAAUGGAUGAAGGCGGUCUGAGCAUGGCGAACAUUGCCGCACUAUCUCGCCAACUGGUGUCUCGGGAACAGUACGAGAAUUUGGAAGCCAAGUUCCCGUUCCCAAUUGUUUGCGACCAAGAAUAA
Messenger RNA from Fusarium venenatum, 912 nucleotides. NCBI's taxonomy places the organism in Eukaryota, Fungi, Ascomycota, Sordariomycetes, Hypocreales, Nectriaceae. The record is from RefSeq and is a predicted model, not a curated record.